Molecule: messenger RNA, 806 nt
Organism: Carassius auratus (goldfish)
Lineage: Eukaryota; Metazoa; Chordata; Actinopteri; Cypriniformes; Cyprinidae
Product: protein app1-like
Exons: 10
Coding region: 1-474 (157 amino acids)
Source: RefSeq, a predicted model, not a curated record
AUGUGGACAUCUCUCCUGUGUCUUCUUCUGGCUGGUGCAGUAUCUGCAGCACCAGUAAAUAAUGGUGGCUUCCAGGGAAUACCAUCACAGCCACAUCCUGGUCUGAACGCUCCAAUCAGCAUGGAAAUCAUUUUCCCUCCGCAAUUCCCUGCCAGUCCAGUAGGAGGAGCAGCUGGCACAGCGUCAUUCCCUACAAAAGCUUUCAUCAAAUACUCUCUCCCUAAAGUUCCUGGCAGAAAAAGUGUGGAAAUCUUUUACCCCUAUGACUUCAGUCAGCAUCAGGACCAACCCAGUGUUCCCCUGAUACCUCAAAUCCCAAAUAUCUUCCCCUUCGAUUUUAUGCCACAGACUGUUCCCCAGCAGCCACCUGUGAACCCACCAUUCCAGGAUGCUCCUCCACAAACCCAAGAGGCUCAGCAGCAGACCCAGCCGGAGCAGCAGGCUCAGACAGGACAGGUGUCUAACAAGCCAUGAAGACUGGCACAUCUUUGAAGAUGAGUGAGGAAAAAUAAAAGUCAAUCAACAAGAGUGUGUUAAAGUUUUGUGUCUAAUGCUAUUUAGAAUUAAUACAUACUUAUUUUUUUUUCUGGAAUAAUAAUUUAAAAUGAGAUGAUUAUUUAACAUGAAGAAGAUGAUUUACCCAUAUGUAUAACAACAUUUUUUUUGAGUUCUGUAACUGCAUGGUAUACAGAUUGACAUGUGCUGGUUUGGUCUUAUUCUGAUGUGAAAAACUGAACAAAUUUCAAUGAACAUUUUCUAAUCUAGGCCUUUUGUGAGUAGUGUUUUCAGUAAUAAAGUCAAUUAAA